AUGGAUGACUAUGGAGAUCAGCUCACCGACUAUGUUCUAGACAUGGAAAAAGGUUCUGUUGAAAAGGGCAAGGGAAAACUCUUGGGUGGUGAAGACACAGGAUCUUCACAGGCUGCUACAGAAGUUUCCUUGAACUCCCUGCUGCUAUCCUAUGAACUGCAUGGUUCUUCUGAGGACAAGACCCAUCAGGAUGAAGCACCAAACAUCUCUUUGAUCACUCAACGAGGUUAUUCUGAACGCUCAGGUAGAGAGGAUCCAGCUCACAUCGGAACUGCAAUGAUUGAUUGGGGACCAAAGCCAAAAGAUGUAGCAGGUGUUACGGCUGAUUCUAAUUAA
Arabis nemorensis is the source of this 336-nucleotide messenger RNA. The record is from the annotation of a GenBank genome assembly. Lineage: Eukaryota; Viridiplantae; Streptophyta; Magnoliopsida; Brassicales; Brassicaceae.